This is a messenger RNA of Pseudomyrmex gracilis, 4608 nucleotides long. Its product is annotated as multiple epidermal growth factor-like domains protein 10. The record is from RefSeq and is a predicted model, not a curated record. The coding region runs from base 55 to 4392 and encodes 1445 amino acids. Lineage: Eukaryota; Metazoa; Arthropoda; Insecta; Hymenoptera; Formicidae. The transcript is spliced from 12 exons.
UCUCUGAAACCGAAAAUAAGUCCCCAGUAGGAAAUUUGUGAUCGUUCAUGCAACAUGCAGAGAUCGUUGAUUUGUCUGUCGAUCGUUUUUACGUGCCUGAGUGCUAGCAUCUGGGCGCAACAAGGCGUAAAGGGUGGACACCGACCACGUCCUGCGAAUGGAACUCAUUAUCCCACUACUAAUUCCUCACAAAACGGACUUUGCUAUAAAACAUUGCCAUACAAUCAUGUCUUGGCUCUGAAUUCCAGUGGAUUACCUUACAAUACCAUUCCUCACCCACUCGGAGGCAGUCAUUCUCGUGACAAUGGUUGGAUCACAAUCUUGGACUGUUGUGACGGCUACGAGCGUAAUACGACGAGCGGUCUGUGCGAGCCGCACUGCGAUCGCGGCUGUUUCGGCGGUCGCUGUACAGGACCAAACGUCUGCAGCUGCGAGCCAGGAUGGCGUCCCGAGGAGGGCGUUUGUAUGCCCGUCUGCAAUUAUCAGUGUCAAGAGAACGCCUACUGUUUCUCUCCCGAGGUGUGCGUCUGCAAAUUGGGCUACGACGAAGUAAACGGUCAGUGCCGACCGAUCUGUCCCGACGGAUGCAGAAACGGAGAAUGCGUGGCACCACGUGUCUGCAGAUGCAGACCUGGAUUCGUUCAGAACGAACGCAAGGAGUGCGUAGCCGCUUGCGAGGGCGGCUGUCCACAUGGCACAUGCAGCGGGCCGGGUGUAUGCACCUGUAACGAGGGAUACACCAAUCCUACUGGUGAUCGCGAGUCCUGCGUUCCUCACUGUCCUGACGGUUGCAACGGUGGCGACUGCGUUUCUCCCGGAGUUUGUCGCUGCAAACCCGGUUACAAUCGUGAUCCGCACAGCGGCAAAUGUAAUCCGGUAUGUUCGCCGAACUGCAACGGCGGCGAAUGCGUCGCGCCGAACGUUUGCAGAUGCAGUCCCGGUUACACGCGCGAUCACACCGGCAACUGCGCGCCAGAUUGUCCGGACGGUUGCGACGGAGGCGAGUGCGUCGCACCUGGUGUCUGCGACUGCAGACCCGGUUACACGCGUUACAGCGGCAGAUGCGUCCCGUCUACCUCAGGCUCGUCGCAAUGCGGAUACGGAUACAGACUCGAUCCCGAUACCGGCAGAUGCGUACUUGCACCCACUUCUACCGUGCCGACGCAGGUCGAUGAUUGCAGAUACGGUUGCGGUCCGAACAGCAUCUGCGUUGGACACAAUCUCUGCGCCUGUCAGUCGGGAUUUUCCAUCGAUUCCGCCACCGGCAGAUGCAUCCCCUCGCCGACCUCCAACUCGACCUUGCAAUGUAGAUACGGUUGCGGAGCAAACGGGCGAUGCGUUGCGCCAAACCGAUGCAUGUGCGAUCCAGGAUUUCGUAACGAUCCUGAUACCGGUAGAUGCGUUCCGCAACUACCGGGAGGAGACAAUACGGAUCCCAAUUUAUGCCAGCAUCAAUGUCUAAAUGGUCAGUGUACCGGUCCGAAUGAGUGCACCUGCAAUCGCGGAUACAAGCACGAAGAUCGAGACGUCACGCGUUCCACAUGCGUGCCAGUGUGCGUAGGCGGGUGUCCAAACGGUGUGUGCACUUUGCCAAACUAUUGCAUAUGCAAUCCAGGAUACCGUAAGGAAGCCGGCGUCAAAGGCCGGCAAAGAUGUGUCCCGCAAGAAUCGACGCGAUAUGCGCUACACGCAUUAAUACGUUUUCAUCAAUUGUUUGCUCGAGAACGCAGUUUUAUAAACUUAGCAAUGAAAUUUUUGCAUAUUUUAUUUGUUCUUUUUUUUUUAAACAUUGCAAUAUUGCUUGUAUUUUCAGAACAAAUAGAAGAGAAACAUCCAGAAGGCAAAUGUUCCAAAAUAGUCAGUUAUCGAGUGUCCCGAAAUGUUCCGUAUUUCGAAACAUUUAAAGAAAGAGUACUUGGUAUAUUUUAUAAAACAAACACUCGGUGGAAUUACAGGAUUGAGUACGCUACGCAAUAUCGCAAAGAAUUCAUAUGCUGUAAGGGAUACUGGAUGAAAACUCGUUUCCUUAAUUAUAUACUGUGUGAACCAGACUGUCCAAGCACUUGCAAACAUGGCAGCUGCAGCAGACCAAACGAAUGCACUUGCAACGAAGGAUAUAGUUAUCCAGGAGAUCUAGUAAUGGAUUCUCUCUGUGUUCCUGUGUGCACUCAUACUUGCGUUCACGGCAAAUGUAUAGCACCUGAAGUUUGCUUGUGCGAUCCCGGAUAUUCAAUGAACUCUGUUACUCACACUUGCGAACCCGUUUGUUCAUGUCCCGAAGGAUCGUAUUGUUUGAAACCAAAUUAUUGCGAUUGUUUAGAUGGAUAUGUUCGCGCAGAUGCUGAUGUAACCCAGGAACUUGAUCGUAGCUUAUGUACACCUGUUUGCGAGAAAGAAUGUGUCAACGGCAAAUGCACCGCGCCUAAUAAUUGCACUUGCAAUAGUGGUUAUUACAAAUUUGAUUUAUUUGAUUCAUUUGUGUGCAUGCCCGAGUGCGACCACGGUUGCAACUUCGGCAAAUGCACGGCGCCCAAUGUAUGCACUUGCGAUCACGGCUACACUUUAAAAAGUCCGAGUGUGUGUGAACCAAUUUGCAGCGAGGCUUGUGUCAUGGGUACUUGCAUAGCUCCGGAAAGUUGCGAUUGCUUCAAUGGCUAUGGUCUACUUGAGAAUUCGAAGUACACUUGCGUGCCGAUCUGCGAAAAAAUUUGUCUCAAUGGCAAAUGUACCGCACCGGAUGUAUGCACAUGCAACAAGGGAUUCCGAUCAAGCGACGACGAGUUGGAGAAGCAUAUUUGCCAGCCUCAAUGUGAGAUUUCGUGCGAACCAUUUGGCGUGUGUACUGCGCCGAAUGUUUGCACCUGCUUUGACGGAUAUCGUCUGGCUGAUAAAGCGCAAACUAAUGAAUCUGAUAUACAAUAUUUCGCUCGGUAUGCACUUCCGGAUAACUCGAUAUGCAAACCUGUGUGCGACGCAGAAUGCCUUAAUGGAUUCUGUAGCGCUCCCAAUACGUGCAAUUGCUAUUACGGAUAUCAUCCGUCAGACGAUAAUGCCAAUAUCUGCGAUCCCACAUGUAGCCAGAAUUGCGUUAACGGCUUCUGCAGCUCACCUGAAAAUUGCACAUGCAACGAGGGCUAUCGUCCUUCGAAGAACACUUCUUUGAACAUAUGCGAACCUUUCUGCGAAAGCGAUUGCAUCAAUGGAUACUGCAGCGCACCGAACAACUGCACCUGCAACGCCAACUAUCGACCUACCGAAGGCAAUCGUACAAAUCUCUGCGAACCCAUUUGUGAUCCCAGUUGCAAAAAUGGUAUUUGUAUACGACCUAAUGUGUGCGAGUGCAAUCCGGGUUACAAUCAAUCGACGCACUCUACGAAUGAGUGCGAACCUGUCUGUCACCCGGCCUGUGGAACACAUGGAAUUUGUGAAGAGCCUGAUCGAUGUGUUUGCGAAAACGGAUAUCGUAUGGUUUACUACGACGACAAGAACGACACUUCGUUCGUGUGCGCACCGAUUUGUAAUAUCAACUGCGGCAACGGCACAUGCGCAGCGCCGGAUCUUUGUGCAUGCUUCGACGGUUAUCAGAAUGCAGAAACGGGCAGAUGCGAGCCCGUCUGUUCGAUGUGCAACAACGGCACGUGCAUCGCACCUGAUAUCUGCGAAUGCGACGACGGGUUUGUUCUUGAAGAAGCGAAAGUUGACAUCGAGGUAUCUGACAUCGAAUUAUCUGAAUUCAAAGACAGACAGGGCAAUGGAAGCAAAUGUAUACCGUAUUGCGAGAGCUGUGAUAACGGCGAAUGCGUAGCGCCGGGAGAAUGUCGAUGUCACGCCGGUUUCGUGAAGAUCGAAGGCACUUGCGUGCGCGCGUGCCGAAGUGGUUGCGGUACUCAUGGUAAAUGCAUCGACGAACGCAGGAUUUGUGAUUGUGAUUACGGAUGGACCGGUGCGCGUUGCGAUCAACCGACCAUAUGCGUAUCAAUUUUACACAACGUAGAAAAUCGUACUGAUCAAUUAACUAUUGUCGAGGAACAAUACAAUGUCACGAUCGGACAAAUAUUUAUAAAUAACCCAACAUGUUCCCAAUGCAGUGAUAAAAUAAAUAAUGAGACACUGUGUUUUAAAAUGUAUACCAAUGACACAGAAGAUGACACACGAAUUGGUUGUUUAAUAAAUGCAGAAUGUCUUGUAUUAAGUCAAUAUACAGAUCACAAGAAAAUUGCCAAACUAAGUGGAAUCGCAGGUGUAGGAAUAUUACUUCUACUUGGAACGGCAAUAACAACAUAUAUAUUACUACAAAAACGUCGAAAUAGAGAAAUGGGUAAUGAGCAGAUUACUGAUCAACAUAGUACAUCAAUGCAAGGACUGCUCGAAGGGAACACAAACACUUUGUAAUAGAAAAAAUUUACUGUAAUAAAUUAAUAAAACUAAACUGAUGAAAGAGAAUUUUUUAAUGCAAAAGUCUUUUUACUGUGGAAACGUAGUUUGGAAAAUUUUUGAUCUUGUAUUUUUUGAAUUUUGCCAUCGUCAUAGGAAUUUUCAGAUAAUAAAGGUUUGACAGAAAAUGAUACUUGCAAGUGUUUAUUAGUGUACCUGAAAAAAAUAUUUUAU